AUGACUCCAAGGCAGCCACACUUCAGAAAAGCAGAGCCUAGAGUGAAUGGGUGCAGACCUGCAGACUCAGUAGUGACAUCUGUGGUCCUGCACACCCUGCAGGGAGCUCUGCUAGAGAGUGUCCUCUUCCCCGGCAACAGCAGUUGGUUAUGUGAGCCCCCACCUGUUGUUCCCACCACCGACUGUCGACUGCCACUGCUCAGCCAUCACGGACCUUCUGGAAAUGGCUGGCCCGGGGCGGUGGAGGCGGCGCCGGAGGCGGGAGUUGGCGGCCUUGGCGUCCCGGGCAGCGGGCCCCGUCCGCAGCCAGCGCGCUCCGCCGUCCUCCCUCGCUUGUCUGCUAUGCUCAUAUUUGGACUCGGCCGCCCGUGCCCAGGAAUUUCCCGUCAUGCCUCCCGCCGCCCCGUCUGUCGCCCAGAGCCGGGAGGGAGGAGGGAUCGGACAGCGGUGGCUCCUCUUCCCCGGAGUGCGCGGUGGACCCUCCCGCGCCCAAUCGCGCUCUGCCUCGGCCUCUGCCUAGCUGCGGUCGCGGCCACUACGCCGCGCGCUGUUGCUGCUGCCUUUGCCUCCGGGUGUGUUGCUGAGGAUACCACAGCGAUGUCCGCCUUCAACCUGCUGCACUUGGUGACGAAGAGUCAGCCCGUGGCCCUGAGAGCCUGUGGGCUCCCCUCAGGGUCAAGUAGGGAUAAGAAGAACUGUAAGGUGGCCUUUUCCCAGCAGGAACUGAGGAAGCGGCUGACACCCCUACAGUACCACGUCACUCAGGAGAAAGGAACAGAAAGUGCCUUUGAAGGAGAAUACACCCAUCACAAAGAUCCUGGGAUAUAUAAAUGUGUUGUCUGUGGAACUCCGCUGUUCAAAAUGAAGGGGGUGAGAGAUGAGAAGCAGAACAGACUAACUAGGAAUGUUCUGAGGAAAGUCGUAGGGAGACUGAUGCCCAGGUACGAGAACCUCAUUCACGGCCUUCUUACAAACCAGACGUCGUUACAGGAAACUUUCAACAUGAACCCUUUGCCCUCCGACACAGCGGAGUGCCUGUGUGGCAGGGAAGAUGGGGUGAGUGGGAAGAUGGAGUUGCCCGUUGUUCUCUAUGAGAUCUCGCUUCCCCGACACCGUUAG
Messenger RNA from Rattus rattus (black rat), 1119 nucleotides. It is a transcript of the gene Msrb3, whose product is annotated as methionine sulfoxide reductase B3. Gene Ontology annotation, biological process: response to oxidative stress; protein repair. The transcript has 9 exons. Gene Ontology annotation, cellular component: cytoplasm. Lineage: Eukaryota; Metazoa; Chordata; Mammalia; Rodentia; Muridae. Gene Ontology annotation, molecular function: peptide-methionine (R)-S-oxide reductase activity. The coding region runs from base 1 to 1119 and encodes 372 amino acids. The record is from RefSeq and is a predicted model, not a curated record.